This is a messenger RNA of Macrobrachium nipponense, 3412 nucleotides long. RefSeq names its product E3 ubiquitin-protein ligase RNF10-like. The record is from RefSeq and is a predicted model, not a curated record. Bases 287 to 2671 code for a protein of 794 amino acids. Gene Ontology annotation, molecular function: transcription cis-regulatory region binding; metal ion binding. The transcript has 14 exons. Gene Ontology annotation, biological process: positive regulation of transcription by RNA polymerase II. NCBI's taxonomy places the organism in Eukaryota, Metazoa, Arthropoda, Malacostraca, Decapoda, Palaemonidae.
CUACAACAAAGUCAUCAUCUCGUCGCCAUAUUGCGACGAACGCAGGCCGAGAGGAAGGCGAAAAUCACAAUUUCUUGGGAGUCAGUCACUCCCAAGACUUGAGCAAGUUUUUCUCGUCGUACUUCUUUCUUCAACUUCUGUAGACUGUGUUCAUCCAGAGAAUACAGACUUAUUUUGAAUCUGUUCGUAACAUAAUGGCUUGCUAAACUGGUCAACAUGUCUGGUGCGGUUGGUAACAUCGGAGUCUUCUCCGUCACUUCAACCAUCUACAUCACCUCUUCGGUGUAUGGAAAAUACCUCGGCGGCAGCCAUGGACAAGAAGGCACUUCCUGCACGAUGUCAGUUGCCUUCUGCUAAGAAUGGCUCCGAACCUCCUCUUAAAGAUUAUGGAAAAAAGUCCGGACCUCAGUAUGCUCGUAAGCGUGAAUAUGACCGUCCAGACCUUGGGAGGAAGCCGAUGGCCGGGCGCGGUGGGAGGUCGGGCCAGCGGUAUGUCCGUCCCAGGGAGAAGAUGGGUGGCCAGGUAGAACCUUCCUUAGAAACUUUGGAAGUUGGGUCACUUUAUCGAGCAGGAGGCAAGAAACAGAACAUCACACACCUGAUGAACUGGUGGGGUCCAGGCUAUCGAUCUCAGCAUUCACAUGGUGGUGAGCGUAAUUAUCAAGGCAGUGGAGCCAGAAUAAGGAGGUAUUCAAGCAAUGCUCCAAAAUAUAGUAAAGAACACUACCUGCAAGCAAACUGUCAGUUUGUUGUCCAGGAUGGGGAGGACUAUUCUGUAUACCUUGCCAGUGCAGAUCUGCUGGUUGAAUGGAAGCUUGUAGAAGAAGUGAGGGUGCACAUGUCUCAGGCUCCCUCUUGUCCAAUAUGUUUACAUCAUCCUACUGCUGCUAAAGUAACACGCUGUGGACAUAUCUACUGUUACCCAUGUAUGUUGCACUAUCUGGCACUGUCUGACGAAAACUGGAGAAAGUGUCCAAUAUGCUAUGAACCUGUUGAUAGAGAGGAUCUUAAAAGUGUUGUUGCUAUCUGUCACAAGGACUUUGGCACUGGGGAGGAGAUAGAACUCCAGUUGAUGCGUCGUGAACGGGAUUCUCUCUUGCCAAUGCCUGCUGCCUCAUUCUCUCCAAAGAUGAUUGAAGAUAUUCCUCGGAUUGGUGUGGUCACAGCUGCGACCCCGUACUCUAAGCUACUGCUGGCUUCCAAGGAAGAGGUCAAGAUUCACAUUUUGGACAGAGAACUUAGAGACCUCACUUCUCAACUAGUAGAAGAGGGUGAUCAGCCAGAAUCCUGCUUUAUUACUGAAGCACUGGCACUUUUGCAAUCAAGAAGAGAUGCUAUCAGUGCCUGCCAUGACACUUUGGAUACAGUGAAUCUGCCUGAAGGUGAAUUGGAAGCACUCACUCUUUCAAGCCCUGAGGAGCCCUCUUCUUGUGAAAGUCUUCCCUCAUCAGAAGAUCCUCUUAGUCCCUUAACCCCUGAUGACUGUAAGAUUCAGUCUCUUGGUGAAUUUGGGUGUGCUACAGGGGAAGAAGUGUUAUCUUGUGCCUCCGAAAUAACCACUGAAGUCCCAACUGUUACAGUAGAUGACCUCGACAUAUCGCAUCUGCAGCCUUGCAGUCUUGGUUCCAAAGGUGGUCAGGGUCCAAAAAAUGCUCCCAAGUCAACUUUCUUCUUUUACCAAGCAAGUAAUGGAGCUCAGAUCUAUUUGCAUUCAUUAAAUGUGAAAAUGCUUGUCCAAGAAUAUGGAUCAUUGGAGAACUGCCCCCCAAUAAUCAAAGCAAAGGUGCUAGAGAAAGAAACCACAACUAUGACAGAGGAGCUAAGGAAUCGUUUGCGGUACUUGAGACAUCUGCCAGUUGCAUGCUGCUUUGAUGUCGUAGAAGUAACACUGGGUCAGCCACUAUUAUCAAAGCUCACUGAAUCAAUGUUUCAGGAUCAAGUAGAGAUGAGGCAGAAAAAACGAAAUAAAAGAGCUCGAGAGGAAAGAAAAAUUGAGAAGCGUGUGCAGGCAGAGGAAGACAGAAUGCUGGGUCGUAGUAAAGGUGCAACAAACAUGAAAAUAGACUCUCUAACACAGUUUCCAGCAUUUACCGAUGACUUUCCAAGCAGUUCUGUGACAAUGGUGCCAGAGGCAGCAAAUCUUAGUAUGUCAGUUGGAAGUGAUAGCAGCACCAGCCCUACUUCUGAUUCUCUGUAUGGAUCAUCAGCAGACACUAAUGGAACAGGAGUAUCAUUUGCUCGAAUGAUUCGUGAGGGUCAAACAAAGCUUCCACAUUCACAAGGUGAACCAAAGACUAUCGGAAACUCUGGAACACUAUGGCCAUCACUUGGAGUCACUGGAGGUACAGGCAUUGGAAGGCAAAAUGGGCCUGUGACUACUGUGAGAAGUAAUUCAUCAAGCUCAUGGAAAAUGAAGCAUUCAGCAAGUUUUAGUGCUGCAACGGGACCUGCUUGCAGUGAGGCAGAUGGCAGUGAUGAAGAAAAUGAAGCUUUGGCUGUGCCAGAGUUCAAAAAUGCUUUUAGUGAUGCCAUUGCCCAGGCAUUAGAUGCAGCAGCAAAAAAUGCUGCCACUAAGAAUGGUGAAAUUGGUGCAUGUGGUAGUGUUGGCAAGAAAGGAAAAAAGAAGAAACAGAAACAGGUUUUGCUGUUUUCCUCUGGAGGAUUCAACUGAUGUCCAGAUGCAACAAUCACUGUUUGUAAUUGAGCUACAAGUUGCCAGAAUACGGUGUUUUUAUUUGCAUUAUGAUGUUUUUCCCAUUUUGUGCAGUCUGUUACUAUUCUCAGUUACCACCAAGCAACUUUGAUCAAUAAUUUUUUACAUUUUUGCUGUGAAGUUUUUCAUUUUCAAUGAUCAAGAAGCUCAUGAAACUAAAGAGAAAAAUACGUACAAGUGGUUCUAAUAGUUGGUGGUAUUCUGGGAAAAAGUGAAUGUCAAAUAUUUUACCUUAUGUCGUUUUAGUAUGCCAUCAUUGUAGUUUUAUUUCUCUAUAGAAAUGUUCUUCCUAUACUGAAUAUUGGUUUCUGUUUGAGUAUAGCUUACUAAGUGCUUUGUCCAAUAGAAGUACACUACUCUAUGAUAUUAUUUAACUAAAGUGCUGCCAGUACCAUGAGUGUCAACAUGAUUAUUUCUGUGGGUAUAGAGCUUCUUUUCAUGUCUUACCACAGUGUUACCUAAUCUCAGGAUGUCCUGUUUUUCUGUCUUUAUUAAACAUAAUACUACUGUAGAGAGAAGACAGUGAGUUAGGCAUCUGGUCAGUCUUUAGGUUCCACCUUUGUUAACAUUUGUUUGUGAUUUUUUUUACAAGUAUGCAAAUUAUUUUGUCAUUGCAAGAUCAAUUGGUAUUGUAAUCUGUGCUUUACUUGGAAAUGCAGCACAUGCUUUCCAUAGUCAAUAAAAAGAAUUCUGAAAAUA